Molecule: messenger RNA, 2643 nt
Organism: Rhododendron vialii
Lineage: Eukaryota; Viridiplantae; Streptophyta; Magnoliopsida; Ericales; Ericaceae
Exons: 3
Coding region: 263-1783 (506 amino acids)
Molecular function (GO): acetylglucosaminyltransferase activity
Source: RefSeq, a predicted model, not a curated record
UACCAAUUCCAUCCACCACCAAGUGUCGUACCCGCCCUCAACUUCUUCGAUUCCAUAACAAACUUCAAAGCAAACCCCCUCUCUCUCUCCCUCACUUCAAUCUCUCUCUCUCUCUCAUCACCCAGAUCCGAACAAAUCUCACUCCAAGUUCCCUCUCCAUCACUCACUCUAUCCAUCCAAUGAUCUCAAACCAUGGGACUCCUCAACCAACACAAAACAGGCCGGUUUCCAACCCUCCCAAAUCGCGUUGGAAGCCUCACAAAUGACCUCCGCCAACCACCACCAACGCCCCCAGACCGGCCUCCUCGCCACCAGCCGCCUCCGCAGUUGCGUCACCUCGUUCUUCCUCCUCCUCCUCCUCCUUUACGUCCUCUACUCCUCCAGCCUCAUCCUCCUCCCCCCUUCCUGCCCCCUCCCUUCCACCCUUCAAAAAUCCACCUCCUCCUCCACCACCCUCCCACUUCCCCUCACCAACUAUUCCAAAGGAAACCAACAAGAACAAGAACCCAUAAUCCUGCCCCAGAAGUCCCUCCGAUACGACACGGAAGCUAAACACAUCGUGUUCUGCAUCGCGGCCUCGUCGAGCUUAUGGGACAAAAGGAAGGAGUAUUUGAAGCUGUGGUGGAAGCCGAAGGAGACCAGGGGAGUCGUUUGGCUCGACAAGAGAGUGAGAAACAGGCGGAAUGAGAAAUUGCCGGAGAUUCGGAUAUCCGGGAGCACCGCCCAGUUCAAGUACACGAACAGGCAGGGGGACAGGUCGGCGCUCAGGAUAACGAGGGCGGUCUCUGAGACGCUUAGGCUAGGGAUGAAGGACGUGAGGUGGUUCGUGAUGGGGGACGACGACACGGUGUUCAUGGUGGAGAAUCUGGUUCGGGUUCUGUCCAAGUACGAUCACAACCAGCUUUACUACGUCGGGAGCUCGUCGGAGAGUCACAUACAGAACAUAUUUUUCUCGUACGCGAUGGCAUUUGGCGGGGGAGGGUUCGCGAUAAGCUAUCCGUUGGCGAAGGAGUUGGAGAAGAUGCAAGACCGGUGUAUUCAGCGGUAUCCGGGGUUGUAUGGGAGUGAUGACAGGAUGCAGGCUUGUAUGGCUGAGUUAGGGGUGCCCCUUACCAAAGAACCCGGGUUUCAUCAGUACGAUGUGUAUGGAAACCUCCUAGGCCUAUUGGGAGCUCACCCUAUAACUCCACUGGUGUCGCUCCACCACCUCGACGUGGUGGACCCUAUCUUCCCGCAAAUGAAACAAGUGCAGGCCCUCCACCACUUGUUUGAGUCCGCCAAGGACGACUCGGCCAGCAUGAUGCAGCAAUCCAUCUGCUUCGACAGGCGACGACAAUGGUCCAUCACCGUCUCAUGGGGAUACGUGGUUCAGAUCAUAAGAGGAGUCAUGUCUCCCAGAGAGCUAGAGAUGCCCACCAGAACCUUUCUCAACUGGUACAAAAGAGCUGAUUUCACAGCUUAUUCUUUCAACACUAGGCCCGUGACCAGGCACCCCUGCCAGAAGCCUUUCCUGUUUUAUGUGAAAUCCUCACAGUAUGACAAGGGCAGGAAGCAGAUAAUUGGGGUUUAUGCCCGCGAUCGAAAAGAUCCCCACCCUUAUUGUCGAUGGCAGAUGGACUCGCCAGACAAGAUUGAUUCUAUCGUGGUAUUGAAAAGACCGGAUACCCAACGCUGGAAUAAGGCACCGAGGAGAGAUUGUUGUAGAGUUUUGCCAUCAAGUAAGAGCUCACAGAUGUAUAUAUGGGUGGGCAAUUGCCGAGAAGGUGAGGUUAGCGAGUUGUAGCAGCACGAGGGAGCUGACUUUGCCUCUUUUCCAAGUUCUCUGAUGCCAUGCAGGAUUCAAACAUAUGCCAUCUGUUUCAUGGAGUUCAAACACAGAAGACUCAUGUAUUUGUCUUUAAGCACAUCAAAAUAGCUGCAGAAGCAACCUUUGAUUUGACCAACAUCGCUGAUCGAUUGAAUUCGUAGGCUAUAUUUGCUAUUUCUCCUUUUUCUGACUGUAAAUUUGAGACAAGCAUGUCAAUUUUGAACCUUAACCCUAUUGGUAUCCCAGCGCCAUAGUUAUAUGCAGGGCAGCGGGGGAUUUAUUCUACCAUAUUCUCCUAUGAAACAAACAAAUCCGAGUAUCACCUUACAUCCCAUUCAUGGUUCUUGUAAUUGUUUAGGGCAAACAGAACCCAGUACCUAAGAGAUGAUUCUUCAAUCAGUUGGACUCACCGGUUCCAAUUCAGGUUUCACUUCAACUUUGUUCUUCAGUGUCGGAAUAUGAGGAAUUGAGGCAUUUGGCGGGGAAGCUAAUGCCAGGAUGGUGAGGUCAACAUCGCGAGUAUCCUUAAGAGGCUUGGGCAGGUUGAUCCUAUGUAUUCCUAUGAUUUGGCCAUCUUUGAUUUCCAAGGUUACUGCAUUCAUUAGCAAAAACCAGAAAAACAAUCAGGAUGAUUAGAAAACAAACGGGGUAGACGAUUGAUCUUCCUCUUUUUCUUUCCUUCAACAUUCCAAGUUUCUAACCAAAACUCUUUUUUUCUCAAAACAAGCAGAUCACGAACAUUGAACAAUGAAGUAGCAGAAAUCAAAGACAGAAAACCUUCUUUUAUACCAGCUUUUCUUAAUGAUAUGAAAAUGCCAAUGUUCUGAUUUCUCUAA